Messenger RNA from Macrosteles quadrilineatus (aster leafhopper), 1181 nucleotides. It is a transcript of the gene mRpL46, whose product is annotated as 39S ribosomal protein L46, mitochondrial. The transcript has a single exon. NCBI's taxonomy places the organism in Eukaryota, Metazoa, Arthropoda, Insecta, Hemiptera, Cicadellidae. Gene Ontology annotation, cellular component: mitochondrial large ribosomal subunit. The record is from RefSeq and is a predicted model, not a curated record. Bases 246 to 1055 code for a protein of 269 amino acids. Gene Ontology annotation, molecular function: structural constituent of ribosome.
GAUUGGUAUUGGUGGUAUGGUUAUGUUAGAUUCAUAGAUAGAAUUGAAUUAGGUAGGUUAGUUCGAAAUCGAUUAUUGAAAAGAACACUUUUAAGAAGAUAUUAGGCCUAGUUAAAGUAUUUUUAUGAAACAGGCGUAGAAGUUAUUUUCAAGUCCAUCCUCAUGAACUUAAUUGUGAAGUGUAAGUGAAUUAACUUAGCCUACGUGUAUUAGGUGAAAAAGAUAAGUGUGCUUUUUAAUUUAAAAUGUUACCAACUUUUCUAAAAUCUAGUUUUGGGCUCUUGCCUAAACCACACCUAAAAUUAACAUUUUCUACUGCCACUGUCGGUGUCAAAGAAAAAUGGGAUUUGGUUAGUUCGAUAUGUUUAGAAAGAAAGCCAAAGUUAACCAAAGAUCUAACUGAAAUGGAAUUGAAAUAUGCUGAAACUUUAAGAAAAGUAGAAUAUGAAUCUAGUUUUAGAUCUGACCAUGAAAUUCGGAAGAUAACAGACAAAAUGUAUGCUGAAGAAUUAAAGAAAAAAGAUAGUUUUGUUGAGGAGGCACCCAUGCAGACAGCUCAAGAAUUUGAAGAUGCAUGUAAAAUAGAGUUGGAUCAAUUUAAAUUGGCUGAACGAACAACGCCUGCAGAUAGUAGGAAUGACACAACUUCAACCGAGCGGCAGCUGAUUAAUAGUCUGUUAUUAGUUACAAAGCAAAAACUGGGAAAUAACUCCUAUUGGCUUCUUCCCCAGGGUGUACGUCAAGAAGGUGAAACCAUGCGACAAGCUGCUGAAAGAGUAUUAAAGGAAAAUUGUGGUCCAAACUUGCAGACAAGAUUUAUGGGUAACGCACCUUGCGGGUACUACAAAUACAGAUACCCAAAAGGUGCCAAGGUAAAGGAAGCAGUUGGUGCUAAAAUAUUCUUCUUUAAGGCUCAGCUGAUCAAGGGAAAUGUGUCAAAAGAUGUGUGUCAAGAAUAUCAAUGGUUAAGUCAAAAGGAACUUAAUAUUUUACAAGAAGACUAUUUAAAGAGUGUCAAAAUGUUUCUUAUUGACGAUGAUGUUGAAUUAAAGUAAAUUCGCUUCUUCAAAAAACGAUGUAACUUAUACUUUGCAUCAAACUAAGCAUUACAUAGUUUUGUUUGUGGGCUAUUAAUAAAUUACUGUAGUGCAUUUUCAAAUGCGAACAGAUUGUUGAUAGGC